AUGACGUAUGAAUAUAACCUGGACGAAAUAAAAAUUCGAAAAGACGAUCAAUCUGAAAAUUCUAAAGAUGACAUCAUAGGCGCCAGGAGUAACAUGAUUACAAAGACUCGCGAGAUAAACCAUAGAUGUACGUUCAGCGACCUUGAAAAGAUGGAUCUGAGUACAAGCAGCACUAAGUCAAGAUAUCUCCUGUCUAUUCAAACUGAACUAUCAACAUUUCCGAAGCUGACAUUUUAUAAUUUGUCAAACACCGGACAAAGUGAAAUCGCUAAGGAAUUUCAAACUUGGUGGAGAUUCUUUCCAAAAUUGAAAUUAUUAGAUCUCUCUUACAAUUUCAUAUCAACCCUAGAUUUGGAUCCGUCAGCCGUCACGUGGAGUUCUUUCAAACUAAAACUAGAUUUAAGAUACAAUAACAUAACCGAACUAACACAAAGCGAUUUAGAACUCUUGGGUAGCUUACCGAACGUAAACGUCGAUAUUCGAAACAAUCCAAUACAUUGUGAAUGUUCUGAUCACAUGAUUGAAGUGUUGGAAAUAAUACAUGAUGAUACGAAAUGGGAAGCAUUGGGCCUGCAUCGAUAUGAUUAUCUUAAGAAUAUGACCUGCAACUUACCGGACAUAUUGAAAGGGAGAAAACUUUCAAAGAUAACUAAGUCUGAUCUAUCAUGUCCAUUGUUCAUUGCAACUUCACCAGCUCCUAUAAUAGUUCUAAGCGUCUGCAUAGUGAUUCUUAUUGUUAUCAUUAUUCUUUUGACAAAAUUCAGAAAAGAAAUAUUUAUUUUGACGUAUACAAGAUUUCAUAUUAUACUUCCUUGUCAACCAGCAGAAGUUUCGGAGAACAAGACUUAUGAUGCAUUUGUGUCGUACAGUAGUCAAGACGAAGAAUGGGUUUCUAAGACGUUUAAAGAAUUAGAAACAUCAUCUCAAUCCGACGGUUACCACCAGUUCCGGUUUUGCCUUCACCAUAGAGACUUCAUUCCUGGGAAGACAAUUUUUGACAAUGUUAUAGAUAGCGUUGAAUCAAGUAGACAUACAGUCAUUAUCUUAUCAAAACAUUUUUUACAGAGCCACUAUUGCAUGUAUGAAUUUCAUGAAGCUUUUCAGCAAAGUAUUAUAGAACGAAAACGUCACAUGGUGGUCGUUUUAAUGGAAAAUAUUCCUGAGGGAGAACUUCCAACUGAUUUAAAAAGAUGUCUCAAAACAUUUACAUAUAUUAGAAGAGACGAUUCAAUUUUCAAAGAUCGAUUGAUAUUUGCUAUGUCACAUAAAGCGAGGAAAGAAGCGAAAUCCAUUAAUAAAAAUACAGUUACCGACGGCCUUGACAACCCCGUAUUUUCCUCAUCAGAGAAAGAUGUAACGCUUCGAUUACAGACAUCCAGACCUCGGCAUGACGACUCGGUGAUAACAUUGAGUCAGAUCGUACCUGAUCUCGUCGUGGGAUAUAAUGAAUCUAAAAGAAAUGGAUAUACAAUAGCAUAAUUCAUUUUCAUCUUUCAAAACGAAAGAUGGCUAAUCUGAUGCGUUUGUCAAUUUUCUUGGUGUGAAACAGAGCAAACCAAUUUAUCCGCUCUUAUUCUUAUUUUUCUUUAACGAUAUAAUCAGUGAUAUACAAGUUGAUAAUAAUGGUGAUCCCAGUCAACAUAUUUGAGUUCAAUGGUUAUCUCAUAUAUUUGAUAUUAUUUGCUGACGAUACAGUUCUGAUAGCAAAGUCUCCCGAUGCAUUGCAAAUAUUGUUGGAUACAUUGGCAAUUACGGACAUGACGAAAAGUGUUGUCUUUCGAAAUAGUUGGAAGCCUGAAAAUGAUAGAUUUUAUUUCGAAGAUCAAGAACUUGAAAUCGUAUAUAUAUAUAUUUUGGUAUGUUUUUUUUUUCAUUUCAAUUUAAUUAAAUGAAAAGAGUAUUCAUUGAACCUAGUCAAAAGUGUUUUCUAUUCAACAGUAUGAUUGGAUCUGUUCUGAACUAUUCGUCCGAGAGAUGGGGAUUUUAU
Molecule: messenger RNA, 1987 nt
Organism: Mytilus californianus (California mussel)
Lineage: Eukaryota; Metazoa; Mollusca; Bivalvia; Mytilida; Mytilidae
Product: toll-like receptor 4
Exons: 1
Coding region: 1-1479 (492 amino acids)
Biological process (GO): toll-like receptor signaling pathway; immune response
Cellular component (GO): membrane
Molecular function (GO): transmembrane signaling receptor activity
Source: RefSeq, a predicted model, not a curated record